CUGUGGGGGGCGGGGGAAGAAAAGCUACAGCCUGUUCAAUGAUUAGCAGGAAAUGGGCUUGCCUGCCAGAACUCGGCAUUAAGAUUUUGGCUCUCACUAUGCUAAUUCCCUAAAGGGUAGCCUCUCCCACUCUCCCUUCCCCCAAAAAGGGCAGUAUCAAAAGAAAAAUACUGGAGAAGCGGAAUCUGGAAAGGAAAAGCGGGUCCUGGGAGUUCAGAGUUGCUCCGACCUACGGGAAAACAGCCUGCAGAUGCAAACUGGGAGUUAGGGAAAAAUAGACUGGGCUUAAGCAACCUGCUACUGGGAUUUAGACAAAGAAGGUUUGAGAGAGGCAGAGGAAAGAGGAGGGAACGGCGCCUAAUGUCAGCUCCGGGGGGGAAACAGCCGCCAGGCUCUGUGAAUGAGAUGGAAAGUGAUCACUCCGCGUCCUCCCGGGCAGAAGAGGCAGCUGUUCCGACCAAAAUACCAACUCAGGUGGAAAAGUAAGUUUGGAGCAAGCACCUCAUGAUUUUGACUGUCUUUGAAACAUGCCUUCGUUGAUGCAGUAUCUUUUUGUAGUUCCUAUUUCUACUGUAGUUAUUUUUAUCCUGUUCUACAUGUUUAAUUUAUAUAGCGACCAAAGCCUUCAGAGGCUAAAUAUAACAAAUACUUUGGUUCUAGCCAAAGUCUGCAAUUCAUUUAUCAAAGGGAAAACAUCUUUCCUAUGGGAAAACCCGCUAACAGUAUCUGAGAAAUCUUGCAAAGAAUACUUGCUUCAAAGUCACUACAUAAAAACCUCUAUUUCCAAAGAAGAGGCUGAGUUUCCUUUGGCAUAUGCAAUGGUCAUACAUAAGGAUUUUGAGACCUUUGAGAGACUCUUCAGGGCUGUUUACAUGCCCCAAAAUGUUUACUGUGUUCACGUGGAUGAGAAGGCAACAGCUGAGUUUAAAGAUGCUGUGGGGAGAUUGGUGGGCUGCUUCCCCAAUGCUUUCCUUGCCUCCAAGUUGGAGCCAGUUGUCUAUGGUGGAAUAUCCAGGCUCCAGGCUGACCUGAACUGCAUGAAAGACCUUGUAGCCUCUAAGGUUCAGUGGAAGUAUCUUAUCAACACUUGUGGGCAAGAUUUUCCCCUUAAAACUAACAAGGAAAUAAUCCAGCAUUUGAAAGGAUUUAAAGGGAAAAAUAUCACCCCAGGGGUGCUGCCUCCUGCACAUGCUAUUGAAAGGACAAAAUACAUCCAUAGAGAGCAUCUGAGUCCAGAGGCAUCUUAUGUAAUAAACACCCAAGUGUUAAAAACCCCACCCCCCCACAAUCUGACUAUUUACUUUGGUUCUGCCUAUGUUGCCCUUACAAGGGAGUUUAUCAAUUUUGUUCUCCAAGAUCAGCGGGCCAUUGAUUUACUGCAAUGGUCUAAGGACACCUACAGUCCCGAUGAGCAUUUCUGGGUGACACUCAAUAGGAUUCCAGGUGUCCCUGGAUCCAUGCCAAAUGCAACCUGGGAAGGAAACCUCAGAGCUAUAAAGUGGAGCGAUAUGGAGCGUGAACAUGGAGGCUGUCAUGGUCAUUAUGUACGUGACAUUUGCAUCUUUGGAAACGGGGACUUAAAAUGGCUAUAUGACUCCCCAAAUAUGUUUGCUAACAAGUUUGAGCUGAAAACCUAUCCACUCACUUUAGAAUGCCUGGAGCUGAGGCUUAGAGAAAGAGCCUUAAACCAAAGUGAAACUGCUAUACAAUCAAGCUGGUAUCUUUGAUCCUCCAUGACUCAGGAUUCAAGAGAUUCAAGAUAGGAACAGAAGCUUAAUUAAUGACUUUCAGUUUGGAAAGCAAGCUCUUCAUUCCUUAAAGACUUGGUCUUUAUCAAGUCACAGUUUUCAAGGAUUAGCUCUAAGAUGAUGAUGAACAUUUUGGCUACCCAAGAUGAAACAUUGGCCAAAGCAGAAGCUUGUUUCCAAGUAAUAAGCAUGGACUGCUUGGGUAACUGACUUGAGCACCUGUGACUUUUUUCAUUCUACAAAUUUCAACUAUUGAUAUAUUAUAGAAAUAAUAAUUAGGCCGUGAUUUUAUUUAAAACUCUUGUUAUAUCUACACAUCAGAUAUCCGAAGCAUGUUGAAAUGUAAAGAAAAAAACUUAAUGCUCUUGUUCUUGUGACAAAACAUGAGUCUACCCCCAAGAAGUAAUUAUUUCCAAUUUAUAACAGUGCCACAGUGAGAUGUAGACAAAUUCCAUGUUCCUUCUAGCAUAUACACACUUAAUAAUAACUAGAUAUCUGGCUCUCUUUCCCCCAAACCCAGGCUGACGGAAUUGAAGCCAGACAUUGUUUCUUCAGUACUGAUGUCUUUGGUUUUCUGUGGUCUACAGAUUAUGUAUAUUUUAUAAUGUCUUCAGCAAAGGAUAAAGCAAGGCUUGAAACACUGAAUGAUGUCUGCUCCAUUGAAAAAAAAAAGUCUGUGAAAUUGUGCUUUCUCCAUUACAAAUUCUAGGUUUUCUGUGUCCUUGGCUCUUUUUUAUGUUUACCCACUGAGCAAGGAGUCGUGAUGCUAGCCUGUGUAUUUGCUGGAGAGCAGCUGUGAAAUGAAGAAAAUUUCAACUUUACUGAAUAUGGAUUUCUUCUCUGUGUGUAUGGGGAAGAAAAUGCACUUUUAUAUAUAUGUGGGAUUUGAAAAGGAAUGAAUUCCUAAGUGCUGCUUGAACUCUCUGUGGUAUCAGAGCUAAUCACUACAUCUUUCUGUGAUUCCUUCCAUGCCUUCUUACUAAGAGCAUCCUGGAGGGUAGAUUGUACUCUCUCUAGCAGAGCUUUAAAUUGAGCCAGUAUAAAAUAGCUUUGUCAGGUGGUAUCAGCUAUAGGAAUAUAAAACAGUACAGAUUUUGUUUCCAUUCUCCUUUUUAAUAAAACAAAACAAGCGACUCUAGGCAUUCAUUCACAGGAAGAAAAUUCUAAGACCCUCAAAAUUGAUCGAGGCAGUUAUCCCAGCACCAGGAGUUGUCGAGAUUCUAGAGAAUUCUAGAACCUCAUUCUUUUAAUGUGGUCAAUCAGGGUUUCAGAUACCCACACCUGAGUUUUCCAGUGUUGCCGUCAGGCCAUGGAGGCUUCAGGUCCAGGGACCAGCUUGAGACCAAAUUGAAGGGAAAGGAAAUUGGCCAACCACCUCGAGAGGAAAUAUUACAGGUUCUUUGGUAACUGGUUCUUCCUGUUAAAACAUUACAUUCAUUUCUGAAGCUGGAACCUACUCAGAAGGAGAGCAGAAGCUGCAAUUUUUUUCUUUAGAGAAAGAGUCAAUCAUUUUGUAUUCUUCUGUAUCAUCUUAGGCCAUUUUCCUGUGAUCAGGAGAAUGUUGUUCCCUCUAUGACAAAAGCCAGCUUCCUCAGUAACAUUUGAUUGAAGUCUGUGCUGGCAUCCCAUGAAUAAUUUGGAUUGCUACUCUUUUUUUACUUAAAAUUCUUACUAGAGAAUCAAUAGUAUAUAUUUAGAUAAGAAAAUGGUAUUUUUAAUUCUGUAAUUUGUGCUUGUUCAAAGUUAUACCUGUGUCACAUUUAAGGGGACCAACUUUGCCAAAGGGAAAAGUAUGAUUUUUCCUGUUAAAAAAUAGACCGACCAAUCCGAGAGGGAAGACCAACCAAGUUGUAACCAGUGAUGUCAGAAAAUAGAUUCUGAAGAUGUAAAUGAAAAAGCUGGAAGCAAAAGACUGGACUUUAUACACUGGACUUUGCCAGGAGAAAUCUUUCAGGAACAGAUGUUUACACGUCACUAUAGCUCUCCUCCACACUUUUCUGGGGGAAAGGGCUGGAGGGGAGCCUCAAGCUGAUAGAUGAUCACUGGCCUGCUCGGCAUGCCCUUAAACUACUGAAUAUGUCUUUGUUUUGAAUGACUUUUGUGUUAUAUUUUCAUUGAAAUAAAUUAAUAUAUUGCUAUCCACCUUUAUAGAACA
Trichosurus vulpecula (common brushtail) is the source of this 3903-nucleotide messenger RNA. RefSeq names its product N-acetyllactosaminide beta-1,6-N-acetylglucosaminyl-transferase-like. The transcript is spliced from 3 exons. Bases 528 to 1727 code for a protein of 399 amino acids. Lineage: Eukaryota; Metazoa; Chordata; Mammalia; Diprotodontia; Phalangeridae. Gene Ontology annotation, molecular function: acetylglucosaminyltransferase activity. Gene Ontology annotation, cellular component: membrane. The record is from RefSeq and is a predicted model, not a curated record. Gene Ontology annotation, biological process: transforming growth factor beta receptor signaling pathway.